UCAGGAAGUACAGUCGGCCGUAGCGCAAGACAAUCUGGGACUUGUAGUUUUCUUUCCUAUCCCGUGCAGUAGACGCCCAGCUCUACAGUCUUGCCUGCGAACUACUGCUGGUAUUAGGCCGGUGUCCUACCGUUAAGAUGGCGGCUCCCUUGGUCCUGGUGUUACUGGUGGCCGUUACCGUUCGGGCCGUGCUGUACCGAUCCAGCCUGGCUGGCCUCAUCUCCGAGAGGGUGGAGGUGGCGUCCCCUUUAAAUGCUUGGAAGCGAGUGGUAGAGGGACUAGCCUUGCUUGACUUGGGUGUGUCUCCAUAUUCUGGAGAUGUCUUUCAUGAAACACCACUAGUAAUAUACCUCUUUCAUUUCCUGAUUGAUUAUUCUGAACUGGUAUUUAUGAUAACAGAUAUGUUGACUGCUGUAGCCCUCUAUUUGGCUGUUCAGGACUACAACAAAGUUCUGUUCAAAAAACAGAAACUUCUCAUAGAACUGGAUAAAUAUGCCCCAGAUGUGGCAGAACUUAUUCGAACUCCCAUGGAAAUGCACUAUAUUCCUCUCAAAGUAGCACUGUUCUAUCUCUUAAAUCCGUAUACUGUGAUGUCUUGCAUUGCGAAGUCCACUUGUGCCAUCAACAACACUGUAAUCGCAUUCUUCAUUUUGGCAACAAUAAAAGGUAGUGCCUUCCUGAGUGCUAUAUUUCUGGCUUUGGCAACAUACCAAUCCCUGUAUCCUCUCACCUUGUUUGCACCAGCCCUUCUGUAUUUACUGCAGCGCCAGUUCAUCCCAGUGAAAAUGAAAAACAAAGACUUCUGGUUUUACACAGUGCAGUAUGCAGGGCUGUAUUUGGGAAGCCUGGUGGUGAUUGUUUGCCUCUCCUUCUUCCUUCUCAACUCUUGGGAUUUUAUUCCAUCUGUUUAUGGCUUCAUCCUUUCGGUGCCAGAUCUGACCCCCAAUGUUGGCCUUUUCUGGUACUUUUUUGCUGAGAUGUUCGAACACUUCAGCCUCUUCUUUGUGUGCGUCUUUCAGAUCAAUGUCUUCUUCUACACCAUUCCCUUGGCAGUUAAACUUAAGGAGCACCCUAUGUUCUUCAUGUUUGUUCAACUUGCUAUCAUUUCCAUCUUCAAGUCCUACCCAACUGUAGGAGACAUCGCACUGUACAUGGCCUUUCUUCCACUCUGGAGCCACCUAUAUCGAUUCCUCCGGAACAUCUUCAUGCUUUCCUGCGUACUCAUCGUCUGCUCUCUGCUCUUUCCUGUUUUAUGGCAUCUCUGGAUCUAUGCAGGAAGUGCCAACUCAAAUUUUUACUACGCCAUCACAUUGACAUUCAACGUAGGGCAGAUUCUGCUCAUCUCGGACUAUUUCUAUGCCUUCCUGCAGAGGGAGUACUACCUCACUCACGGACUCUACUUAAUAAGAAAAGACGGAACAGAGGCUAUGCUAGUUCUCAAAUAGUCCCGAUAUCUGACACAACCUGGAGAACAGACUGAACAGACAGUGCUUGGGGCGAGUGGGCGGUUCUGACAGUUGGGAAAGUACCUUUUGCAAGUGGAAAAAGGGCUGCAGUUUGUGUGGGAAUAACCUAAUUUAUACACUGGUGCAAAGAGUUUGGUUCAAAGAACAUAACAGGAUAAGAAGUCUGCUUCUGUGGAUCACCAUCUCUUUUGAAGCUUCUACUUCUAACCAUAUUUUUGCAGAACACAAGUGAUCAGCUCUGAGUACUUCAUCAGGAGUUGGUGAAAAGCAUUUGAACUGCAACAAAGUCUGUAUCUUAUGUACAGGAGCAGACAAGGCCAUAGAUGAUUAUUUGUACAAUUUUUGGGAAUGCUGUUGGAAUUACCUUUCCUCUUUCUGGAAAGAAAUAGCUUCAAUAAGCAA
Heteronotia binoei (common prickly gecko) is the source of this 1868-nucleotide messenger RNA. It is a transcript of the gene PIGU, whose product is annotated as phosphatidylinositol glycan anchor biosynthesis class U. NCBI's taxonomy places the organism in Eukaryota, Metazoa, Chordata, Lepidosauria, Squamata, Gekkonidae. Gene Ontology annotation, cellular component: membrane; GPI-anchor transamidase complex. Gene Ontology annotation, biological process: attachment of GPI anchor to protein; protein localization to cell surface. The coding region runs from base 138 to 1445 and encodes 435 amino acids. The transcript is spliced from 12 exons. The record is from RefSeq and is a predicted model, not a curated record.